This is a messenger RNA of Tauraco erythrolophus (red-crested turaco), 1090 nucleotides long. Lineage: Eukaryota; Metazoa; Chordata; Aves; Musophagiformes; Musophagidae. The record is from RefSeq and is a predicted model, not a curated record.
UGAACUAUGGGAUUACUAAAGUGGAAGGACAGCCUCUUCACACAGAGCUGAACAGGCCCAUGGACAAUUGCAACAAUCUCAGGAUGUCUCCAGCGAAAGGGAUGCAGGAGAAGGGGGAACUGGACGAACUUGGUGAUAAGUGUGACAGCAAUGUCUCCAGCAGCAAGAAGAGGAGACACAGAACAACUUUCACCAGUUUACAGCUGGAGGAACUGGAGAAAGUAUUCCAGAAAACUCACUACCCUGAUGUUUAUGUAAGAGAACAGCUAGCUCUGAGAACAGAGCUCACUGAGGCCAGAGUCCAGGUUUGGUUCCAAAAUCGAAGAGCAAAAUGGAGGAAAAGAGAACGUUAUGGUCAGAUCCAGCAAGCUAAGAGCCAUUUUGCUGCCACCUAUGAUAUAUCUGUUCUUCCAAGGACUGAUAGCUACCCUCAGAUUCAGAACAAUCUGUGGGCAGGGAAUGCAGCUAGCGGUUCUGUGGUUACUUCCUGCAUGCUACCACGAGAUACGUCCUCCUGUAUGACACCUUAUUCCCAUUCACCUCGGACAGAUUCUGGCUACACAGGCUUUUCAAACCACCAGAAUCAGUUCAGCCACAUGCCCCUCAAUAAUUUUUUCACUGACUCUUUACUUUCUGGGGCAACCAAUGGACAUGCUUUUGAAACCAAGCCGGAGUUUGAAAGGAGGUCUUCCAGCAUUGCAGUUCUACGGAUGAAGGCCAAAGAGCAUGCUGCCAAUAUUUCCUGGGCCAUGUAAUAUAGCAGUAUCCUUUCUUCAUUUUCUUUUCUUUUUUUUUUUUUUUUUAAUAGCAAACUGAAAACAUUUUUAUUUCCCAUAUUUAAAGGACACAACAAUAAGCUACUGUGUGUGGAAUGCUAGAAAUCACAAUAUAGACAAAGUCUGCUUAAACAAAUGCAAUAUAAUAUUUAACAAUAAAACAAGAAUAAACCAAAUAGAUUUACCAUGCAUCAAGCUCAACAAGCCCUCUUUGUUUUGUUGUUUUUUUUUUUUAUAUAGAAAUAUGUUUCGUUGUACCAGUUGAUGAAAUAUGAUUAUAGAACCUGGAAAACAGAAUAAAACUAUUAAGCAAA